AACUUCUACAAAAAUGAAAUCAACAGGAAAGACAUGUACAUUCGAUACAUCUACAAGUUGUGUGAACUUCAUCUGCCUGCAGAGAACUACACGGAAGCAGCCUACACCCUCAAGCUGCACGCGGAUCUGUUGUCUUGGUCCAACUGUACCCUUCCAGUUGACCAGAGAUACCGAGAGCAACAAGAGUGGCAGAGGAAAGAAGCCCUUUAUCUAAAAAUUAUUGACUAUUUCGAUAAAGGAAAGUGCUGGGAAGAAGGCAUUCCACUGUGUAAAGAACUGGCCGACUUGUACGAGAAGAAAUUAUUUGAUUAUGCUAGGCUCAGUUCAAUUCUGAAAAUACAGGCAACUUUUUUUGACAACAUCCUUAACCAGUUGCGACCAGAACCAGAGUAUUUUCGAGUUGGAUUUUAUGGAAUGGGUUUUCCUCUCUUUUUGCGGAAUAGAGUUUUUGUUUACCGUGGCCUGGAAUAUGAACGUAUUGGAGCUUUCACUCAGAGACUACAGACUGAGUUUCCGCAAGCACAAAUUCUUAUGAAGAACACACCCCCUGAUGAAAGUAUAAUGAGUUCAGAUGGACAGUGUAUCCUUAUCUUUUU
This is a messenger RNA of Limulus polyphemus (Atlantic horseshoe crab), 596 nucleotides long. RefSeq names its product dedicator of cytokinesis protein 1-like. Gene Ontology annotation, biological process: small GTPase-mediated signal transduction. The annotation marks the transcript as partial. Gene Ontology annotation, cellular component: cytoplasm; plasma membrane. The transcript has 4 exons. NCBI's taxonomy places the organism in Eukaryota, Metazoa, Arthropoda, Merostomata, Xiphosura, Limulidae. Gene Ontology annotation, molecular function: small GTPase binding; guanyl-nucleotide exchange factor activity. The record is from RefSeq and is a predicted model, not a curated record.